Parastagonospora nodorum SN15 is the source of this 351-nucleotide messenger RNA. RefSeq lists its product as hypothetical. The transcript has 3 exons. The coding region runs from base 1 to 351 and encodes 116 amino acids. Lineage: Eukaryota; Fungi; Ascomycota; Dothideomycetes; Pleosporales; Phaeosphaeriaceae. The record is from RefSeq and is a predicted model, not a curated record.
AUGGCUGAGUACAGACUAGCCCACUGCUCCGACGCUCCCACGCACUCCAAGUGGCUGAGUUGGGCAUGGAAGCGUCCUUCUACCGACCAGCAUUCCCUGCGGAGGCGUUGCUACAUUUCUCCAUCGCCCAAGCGCGAUCACCAGAACACGGUUACUCACAACACCACAUUAUGUGUCUCGUGUGAUCCGGUCGGCCGCGUCUCCGCGUACCCUGCGCCGCUGGCCGCUGACCGAUGGAGCCCCAAGCCUGAGCACCUCCCCAGAACGGGUCGGCACGGGGUCAGCGACUUCACCUGUGGGCUCAACGGUCGAUUGACAAUGCACGCAUCCGUCGUCCACGACUUGCAAUAG